Molecule: messenger RNA, 2806 nt
Organism: Silurus meridionalis
Lineage: Eukaryota; Metazoa; Chordata; Actinopteri; Siluriformes; Siluridae
Gene: mboat7
Product: membrane bound O-acyltransferase domain containing 7
Exons: 9
Coding region: 8-1525 (505 amino acids)
Biological process (GO): lipid modification; phosphatidylinositol biosynthetic process
Cellular component (GO): mitochondria-associated endoplasmic reticulum membrane contact site; membrane
Molecular function (GO): lysophospholipid acyltransferase activity
Source: RefSeq, a predicted model, not a curated record
UCGAAAGAUGAGGAAACCGAGCGUCCAAUCAGAGCUCGAGUUCACCAGCUCGUGUGGUUACGUCGACCAAUGGGGGGCGUGUGCGGUUAGAAAACAGGAAGUGAUUCACUCAUUCUGUGCGUUCCAGGAACACGCUUCUACACGCCACACAGAAAUGUCUCCGGAAGAGCUGGUGUACCUGGGGAUCCUGGCGGCGUCCGUCCCCGUCGGGGUCCUGUUCCGCUACCUCAGUCCUCCAGUUAAGCAGGGGGCAGCACUGAGCUUGGGGCUCCUUAUUGUUAUCGCUACUUGCGGAAUACACACUUUACACUCGCUGUGCACCGUCCUGGGGACGUGGCUGAUUAUCCGAAUCAACUGGAGGAAAGCUCCGCCCCUUUCUCUAGCAUGGACGUUCCUGUACCUGUUAUUCUUUCGUAUGGUCACAUGGUUCGGACUUCCCUCUCCGACACCGUUCGCCAACGCCAUCCAGCUCCUUCUCACGCUGAAGAUGGUCAGUCUGGCGUAUGAGGUCCAGAGCUAUCACUCUGAGAAGAAAAAGGACGUGAGCUCCUUCUCCAAGUCGUCCGUGAACAGCUGUCUGUCUCACGAGCCUUCCCUGUAUGACGUCGUCUCGUACAGCUACUGCUACGUUGGGGUCAUGACAGGGCCGUUCUUCCGCUACCAGACGUACGUGGACUGGCUGGAGCAGACCGAUCCUGUCUCGCUGCCGUGUAAAGCGCCGUGCCUGAGCAGGUUAAAGAUGGUCCCCGUCUACGGCGUGCUCUUCCUGAGUGUUAACUUCCUGUUCCCGUUGUCCUACGUUCGCACCGACGACUUCCUGGAGCACAACUUUUUCUUCAGGUUCUUCUACAUGGUGGCGGUGUUCUUCGUGUUCCGCAUGAGGUUCUACUCGGCGUGGUGCGGAGCCGAGGCCGGAUGCAUCACAGCGGGGCUCGGGUGUUACCCAAAGGGGGCGGAGUCUAAACCAGGAGGCGGGCCUACAAUACAAUACAGCCCCGAGCCCGGCGCUCCCGUCGAGUAUGACUUCCGAACCAUCCAGAACAUCGACUGCUACAACACAGACUUCUGUGUGAAAGUCCGACAUGGCAUGCGCUACUGGAACAUGACCGUGCAGUGGUGGCUUCAUCAGUACGUCUACAGCAGUGCACCGUUCAGAGCCUACGCGCUGAGAGCGGGAUGGACGAUGUUGGUGAGUGCGUACUGGCACGGUCUACAUGUGGGGUAUUACCUGUCCUUCCUGACCAUCCCGGUGUGUAUCGCUGCAGAGUUAGCCAUGGAGUCGAGCGUGCGAUCGCGUCUGGGCGCUGUGGGACAGAAGGUGUUCGACUGGGUGCACUGGUUCCUGAAGAUGCGAGCGUACGACUACAUGUGCAUGGGCUUCGUCCUGCUGAAGGCCGGAGACACGCUGCACUACUGGAGCUCCAUUUACUUCAUCAUCCACGUGGUGGCGCUGGUCUGCAUCGCCGCCGGACGCCUGAUGGGCGGCGGGACGAAGGAGAAGUCGAGGGUCAAGGCGGAGAACUGACUCUCGUCUCGGGACUGCCUCACGCUUGCUACAGUGCAUUAUGGGAUUUGAGGUUCUAAACGAUGCGCUCGACGUGUUCCUGAUGUGUGACAGCUGCAAAAUCCCAGCAUGCACUGCUUCAGCACCCACUCCGUUUCAGCACUGUUUUUACCUCCACGCCUCCUCAUUCAUCUAAUAGAAAGAAGGGGACCAAGGAAGGGGGGAAGAAAAGAAAGAAAGAAGGAAGAGGCAGGAAGGAAGAAAAGAAAUAAAAUGCCGGAAGGAAGAAAGAAAAGAAGAAAAAAAGCAGGAAGGGGAAAAAAGAGAGAAAAUGCAGGAAGGAAAAAGAGAGAGAGAGAGAGAGAGAGAGGGAGAGAGCUAGAUGAAGAAAAAGAAAGAAGGCAAAAAUGGUGAGCAAAAAAAAAAAAAAAAUGAACACCAGCGUGUUAAAAACAGAACUGAAACGGAGUAUUGACUUUUUUUUUUUUAUGUUUCGGUCGGAUGGACGGAUGGAUGAUGGACAGAUUUAGAGGACUGAAUGAAAAUGGAUAGAAAAGUCUCAUGUGCCAGUAUUGGUUGAGUGUAACCAGUGUAUUAUUACAUCAUAUCCCAGCAUGCACUGCACAAAAAUCUCAUCUGGGGGACUAAACAGCAUUCCAUAUCCCAGAAUGCACUUGUGCCAACUGUAUAAAAGCAGAAAAAAAAAAACGGAGAAGAAAACUGUCCCUAGUGUUGAGAGACACUAGUGUAGAGUGUGCCAAAAAUGGACUACAUUUCCCAGCAUGCACUGCUUCAAUACUGUCUAUUGUUUUCAACGUUAUAAAGGUAAUCAAAUUCUAUGUUACCCAUCAUGCACUGCGUCCGCACCAACAACCAGCCAACCCUCCACUGCCAUUCGAACGUUUGAGGUCAAGAACGCGAACGUAAGCGUGAGACGGCGUACGUGUUACGGGAAUUCGCAAAGGAUCAUGGGAGUUGAAGUCCAUUCAAUUUUGUGGGGGUUUUUUUCGUUUUUGGGUACCAAAUCUUUGAAACAUUCUCCUGACGUGAGUAAUGCUACGUGAAAUAUUUUUUUUUCAAGCAUCUUUUAUCGUUGCGAAAAUUAUGCUAGCUAAAUACUACCUUACAGAUUCGUGGACGUGCAUCUUUUUUUCCUUUUCUUUUUUACAAACGUCACCCUAUUUUACUCGCCUGUGCCGUCACGUGACUGUAAACGUGUACAUUUUGAAAACUAUUUUACUUGGUGGGGUUAAAAAGUGUUUCUCAUCUUCACGUGUUAAUAUUAAACAUUUUAAAAUGUAA